UAAAUAGAUUUGAAUAAACAGCAGAGGGAAAAUGAAAGAUGAGCCAGAGAAAAGUCUGGCUACGAAUCAUUCAAGGUCGAUGUUCCCAGGUUAGCUUCGAUCCUGAGGUGGAUUAAGCUUAUUGAAAAGAUGAGAGGAUGGGAGGAGAGGGAGAGAAUAGCGUGACACAGAGUAAGUGAGUAAAAGUGAGAGAUAUAAGCAUAUUAUUGUGUAAGAAGUCGACCCACCCUGAUGAGCUGAAAAAACCCUUCGCUUGAUCACAGUUAUUUAUAAUGGCAUCACUCUGAUUCAUUUUUGGGUUUAAUUUGUUUAACUUUGCUUUCAGCCAACAACCGUAAGUGAUGUUGGUGAAAAUUUUUCAAUCUAUUAAAACUGUAUUAUCUGGUUAUUAUUAAAAUUAAAUGAUGUGUUCAGGAAGCCAACACGUUACAAUCAGAGUUUAACAUUUUUUGAAUUUAGUUUAAUUUCAACUUUUCAACUCUUCUCGCUCAAUCAAGAUGUAACUGUGCUAAUGUAAUUGUAUGAAAUCGAUAACACAGAAUCACUUUUGACAGUUGCUUUAUUUCCUUCUUUCUGUUUCUCUUACUUAUCUGACUAACCAAGGAUCGGGUUUUUGACCUUAUUUGUUGAUUUUGCAAAUGAGCCUUGAAAUUGUGUGCUGGUAACCGGAUAUACUUUUCAAGGGAGCCAAUGUUUUCCAUCUAAUAACCUCACUCAAUAUCCUAAAACACCAACAAAAUAAUCAACUUAACAAGUGUCUUGCUUUAACUCAAGAUUUCAAGAUUACUUACGACUUGAAGGAAACGACAAUCGGCGCUUCAACCAUCACACACCAUGUUGACAGUAUAAAUAUUCACACUAAUUGGUAAACAUUGUGAUUAACAUCAUUUUGGAUAAUUAUAAUCAAACUAAGUAAACCUCAUGUCGUCAACAAGAAAGAGUAAUCCAAAACAUGAUGACGAACCAAGGAACGAUUUUUCUCAUCCAAGGGACGAGAAAAGUAAAGAAGAAAGGUUAGCCUCGAAGAAACGAUCCCGUAAACGAGCUGAGAAAAUUGAAGUUGAUCUCUUGAAACGAUUACAUAAAGGUGAUGACAAUAAUAAUACUGCUGUUGGGGAAAUGAUGGUGGAAGAGGAAGACAAUGACGAUGAAAGUUAUCAAGCUGAGAAGGAAAGUUCACCUUCAAUAUCCUUGGAAGUUGCCUCCGAUUCUUGUAGUUCAGUUGAAUUUCAAUGGAAUAACAAAGAAAAUAUUAAAUUGGAAACUGAUUGUCCUGGAGAUUUAGUGAUUCGCCAAGAAGUUACCGAAGAAACUGAUUCUUCUCAUGCUAAUCCAAGUCGAAUAUCGUUUGUCAGCUCAAUUAGUUACACUAUUAAAUCGUACGAUCCUUUAGAGGAGGAAAGGUCAUUUAUUCAGAGAAUGUCAACUCGAGAAAAGGAAUUAGGAAUGAUUAAAGACAUAAAAGAUGAUGACGAAGAAGAAGACGACGACGAAGAAGGAGAAGAAAUAGAAAAAAGAGAGAAGAAAGGAAAUGAGGAAAACAAAGAUGUAAGAAGUCCUGGUCUAAGCUUGUUAUCAACUGGCUUCCUCAAUGAUGCCAAAAAUAAGCCAAUUACUGGAAUAGGAGUGAAAAGUAAACGUAAAGCUCGAAUAAGAGAAUCUCGAAGAGAGUCAAUUACUCACUGUAAUGCAAAUAACUGUUCAUCAUCAUCUUCAGAUGACAAUGGCAGUGAUUGCCUUGUUCGUACUCAUAAACCUUUUAUGGUUCGUCACCACAGUGAUGAAACAUUGAACCGAGGCUCAUCUCGUAUUGACCGGCGAACCAAUCGCUAUUAUCGACGUCGAUCUCAAGAAUUUAUUUUUAAACCAUUAUCUUCAUAUAUUGUCACUGAUCCAAAUGUUCAUAGCCCAAGUUCAUGUAAUGUUGAUAGUAAAAAGGCAACUACAGCAGAUGAUGUUACUUCCUCUGAUUCAGAGAUAAGGGUAACAACGAAACCACCUUUAACCACUAUUCAACUUCAAUGGGUUAAAUCAAAUAUCUAUUCACCUAGACGAAGUUUACGGCGUAAUUCGGAAGAAUCAAUUAGCUGCCAUUUAACUCACCCAUCCAAUGCAUCUGAAAUACAAUCAACUGUUAGCCUGGACAAUUUGAUUCCAUACACUCACAAUAAAAGUGAUUCACGCCCUGAUAACCAAACUAAUAUUGUUAUCACAUCGAAUAAUCAAUCUCAAUAUGAAGUUAACUUUAACAGAUCAACAAAUGCUUCCGUUGACUCAGUAGAUUUCCGUUGCUUAGAUGAUUUCCUGCCAAAAAUAUCUUCCAGUGACCCUGUUAUUUACAGGAAAUAUGACCUUACUGGUGAGGAUCAAGUAGACAAGGUUUCCCAUUAUGACUCUAUGCUAACAGUGUCAAUCAGUCAAAAUACCGGUGAAUCUCAUUCAUCAGUAAACCAUUUAUCGCCAACCAAUGAUUCUGGUGUUAGUUCACAAUCAGUGGCCUCAAGUCCAAUUUUAAGCCAAGCUCCUUCGCCACCACCACGAAAUCGAAUCGGUAAACUAACAUCCAUUUAUGGAAGUAUAAUUAAACAAAGGUCAUCUUCAGCAGCAUCCUCGAUAACCUCACCUAUUCAAAGUCAUCAAUAUCCAUCGGUAUCAUCAAGCUGUAGUGAUCUCUAUCGUAGGCAAUUGGGAGUUUCAAGUAGCCGAAACAAUGAUAGUCUUUCACAGUCUUAUCACGGUGAAUCGAUUGAAUAUGAUAACAAUAAUAAAUAUGAUAAUAGUAAUAAUAGUAACAAUGCCAUUAACGAAGCGUGUUCAAAACACAACGAAGCCUCUCUAAUAAAGCCAAAGAAUGAUGAUGAUAAUUAUAAUGAUGAAGCAAUAAUAAAUGGAUCUUCUGAAAUGAAAAAGAGUGUUCGAGAUAUUAUCGCCAACAUUGAGUCAAAUAUAAAAUCAUCAACUUGUUCAGGCAAAAUAAUCCCUUCCACUGAAAAGUUCAAUAGUGUUGAAAGUGAUUUAAAAUCAGUUAUAAAAAUUAAUUCAACAAAAGGAGCCCCCAAUGACAACAAUAACUCUCAUUCAAAUGAGUUGAUUUAUCCUGACCAACAAAGAAGAGCAAACAUUGUUAAACGUGAACAAUUCCGAAAGCAGAGAGAACCAUUCAUUACUCAAGUGCAUCUUCCCAAUCGUUACACCCCUGAAAGUCAAUUAGAAGAAUCAUCUUUUUUGAAUAGACCAAAGCCUAAACCAUCUUCAAUAAUUAAUCUAAACUCCUGGUCGAGACCCAAACCAAAUAAAUUUCUUAAUGGGACAAAGUUUCGUAAAAUAAUAUCCAAAAACAGUAAAAUUCGUAAAUUGGACGAAGCCAUUUCAGAGCUUGAAGAAAUUUAUGCAAAUUUAAAUCUAGACGAUGAGGAUCUACUUGAUCGCGCUGAAAGACGUGAUAUGCCUACCAAAUUUCAAUUAAUGCGAUUCCAACAGACCUCAAAUGAUAUUAAUGAUAACUACAAGUCCAAUAAAUCAACAGAACCAAACAAUUCAUCACAUCCUCCUCCAUUGCCUACCAAAAAAUCAAUUUAUCCUCCAGAAACAGGCUGGAAACAUCCUCAUUGUGAAAGCUUUUGCCAAAAUCGUCAUCGUCGUCGAAGUUUAGGUUGUGUUGAAUCUCUUUUAGCAUCAUCUGACCCUCCAUACCGUGAAAAAGCUCCUCCAAGGCGUCGAUCUGCUAUUCCUGAUCCCGUUUCUGACGAUUUAGCUGCACGAAAAAUGGUUAAAAAUAAAAGUCAAUCAAGGGACAAUUUAGUAGAGGACAAAAAAAUCCCAAGUUAUUUGCUUCUUUCACCAAUCUAUAGUCCAUCUUCUCGGGAAGAUGGCGAUGAAAUGAUUGAUGAUUUUACCUCAUUGGAACCUGAGCCAGAUAUUGAAAAAGAUGAUCUCUCUUAUCGUAAAUUUACUCAAUCAGAAGCAGCUUCGGUUACACCUCCUCAUCCACCUUUCGGUAUACCAAUUGGGUUUACCGAUUUGUCAACCAUUAACAAUUAUGUUCAGGCAACUCUAAGUGAAAAAGACCGGAAUUUUUUCUACUACAGAGUUAAACCCUAUUAUCCUCACCUUAUUAAAGAUGACAUGGCUUUCAGAAAUUUUCGUAAAGAUCUUGAUAAAUCGCAAGAUGAAUUGAGAAAAUCUUGGUCAGAUGGAAUAAAAUUACUUCCAAUAACAACAAAGCAUCUAAUUAGUCAACGCAAUGAAACUCGAGAACGUCCAACCUCGCUAAAUUUACCCUAUAACAACAACUCUAAUGGUUAUUAUCAUCAUCGUUAUCACCCUCAUCCAACUCGAGUUUCUUUAAUUGCAAAUGAAUUUGAAAAUCAAGGAUCACUUGUUUAAAAUUUUUUCUUAUUUCUAUCUACAGCUGUUUACACAUUUUUUGCAACUUGUGUGUCAUAUUGAUACAGUAACAAUGUAACAAUUAAGUUCCAACUUCCGUCCAUUUAGUCGUUUCAACUCUAGUCAAAUUUUGCUUUUAAUCUGGAGACAUGCUUAUUUCGUUGUCUCCGUUUUUAAUAAUUUUAUUGAAUAAUUUUAACCAAUUUAUUAUAUAUAAAAAUUUGUUCACCGCUAAA
Messenger RNA from Tetranychus urticae (two-spotted spider mite), 4622 nucleotides. Lineage: Eukaryota; Metazoa; Arthropoda; Arachnida; Trombidiformes; Tetranychidae. The record is from RefSeq and is a predicted model, not a curated record.